GAGAGAUUAUGAAUGCUUUGAGAUUGAAAUUAUAUCAUCCCGAGAAUAAGAAUGUUCAAGAGAAGAUUAUGAAUGAUUUGAGUUUGAAAUUUAAACCUACUGCAGCUACAUUGUCUGUGAAAUUGGAGCACGGAGAGAGCCUUGAUUUUUGAGGAGGAGAUCAUCGCUAUCUCAUAUAUGUUCGUGGAUUUGGAAUCAAGAGAAAUGUUGAAGUUGAUGCUUGGUUGUUGCAAAGUUUACAUAUCUGAAAGUCGUAAUAGGGCAGCACUAGAGUCAAUUGAGAAAGCUACCAAACUAUACCAAGGGGUGGCUAUUGUUAACAAGUUUGAAGAUGAAGCUUAUAAUCGGGUUGGAUACACCAUUGUUUCUAAGUUUACUCCAAAUGCGGUCGAGGAAUCUGGGGCCUUUAGAAAAGCUGUGGUGGCAAUGGUUAGAGCUGCUUUUGAUUCUAUAGACCUUGAAUUACAUUGUGGGACUCAUCCUCGGCUGGGGGUUGUGGACCAUAUUUGCUUCCACCCUUUAGCGCAGACUUCUCUGGAUGAAACAGCUAGGCUUGCAAAAUCGGUGGCAACUGACAUUGGCUCCAGUCUUCAAGUUCCCACCUUUCUGUAUGGAGCAGCUCAUCAAGAGGGAAGAAAGCUUGAUUUAAUCAGGAGACAACUGGGUUAUUUCAAGCCCAAUUUGGAAGGAAAUCAGUGGGCAGGAGCUCUUGAGUCAGACUCUUUGCCUUUGAAACCGGAUGAAGGUCCAAAUAAAGCAACGCCAACUAAAGGGGUUGUAGUAGUCGGAGCAACUCAGUGGGUUGAUAACUAUAACGUGCCCAUCUUCACUAAUAACAUAGCUGCCGUUCGUAGAAUUUCAAGACGGGUGAGUGGGCGAGGAGGAGGGCUUCCGUCUGUUCAAGCAAUGGCACUUGCUCAUGGUGAGGACAUUAUUGAGGUGGCGUGCAAUUUGUUGGAGCCAAGUAAAUUCACUGCUGAUCAGGUUCAACAUGAAGUCGAGCGACUUGCUGUUGAAGAAGGGAUGACUGCAGGGAAGGGUUAUUACACAGAUUUUUCUCAGGAGAAGAUCAUUGAAAGUUACUUGAAACUAAAUUCGAUUGUGUGAUACACUUUUAAAAACUGUAAGUUUUUCCAUGUGAAUUGAUUGUUCAAAUGCCAUUACAAUCAGAAUAACUUCUGUUUUGCGUCUAUUAUCUAGUCAAAAUAGCUUACCUUGAGGGCCUUCGGUAA
Papaver somniferum (opium poppy) is the source of this 1232-nucleotide messenger RNA. Its product is annotated as formimidoyltransferase-cyclodeaminase-like. Lineage: Eukaryota; Viridiplantae; Streptophyta; Magnoliopsida; Ranunculales; Papaveraceae. Gene Ontology annotation, molecular function: folic acid binding; transferase activity. The record is from RefSeq and is a predicted model, not a curated record. The coding region runs from base 178 to 1107 and encodes 309 amino acids. The transcript has 3 exons.